Molecule: messenger RNA, 5300 nt
Organism: Momordica charantia (bitter melon)
Lineage: Eukaryota; Viridiplantae; Streptophyta; Magnoliopsida; Cucurbitales; Cucurbitaceae
Source: RefSeq, a predicted model, not a curated record
CCAACUGAAGCCUAGAGCCCUGCUAAAGAUCUGUCAUAUCUUCUCUCUCUUCUCUCCUCUCUCUUCUCUCCUUUUGAACCAAAAGCUCAACCGCUGAAACAAUUCAGUAAAAUUUGCCGAAACAAUUUUCAAUCUCCGUUCUUACAGUAGUUCUUUCCUUCCACGGCCAUCGGAGCUGCUUUUUCUGGAGCUUCUUCCACUGGAAACUUCCAGAGAUCAGACUUCUGAAUAUUUUUCUUGGAACUUUGAAGACUUCGGUAACUCUGCAACAAAUUCGAAGGGCAGGAAAAUCGGGAAGCUCUGAGCCGGUCAUACUUGUAAAAUUUCUUUAGGGGAGCCGCCCCUGCUGCCUUCAUUUUCAUUAAAUUUUUAUUUGCACUUUUGCUAAUAGGAAUCGGGUGGCUAUUUGGGAUGUUGAGUUACGAUAUUUUGAUUAUUGACUGGUAGCGGUGUUGGAUUUUAAAGCUUGAGGUCCAUCUUCUGGAUGGUAAAUGAGAGAUUGGCGAAACAGUGGGCUGUGCCAGUGAAUAUUUAAGAAGUAGACUCUGUCUUGUUCCAUAUGAUGGCGACUUCAUCUGAAAGGUGGAUAGAUCGUCUCCAGUUUUCGUCCUUGUUUUGGACACCACCUCUAGACGAGCAACAAAGACAGGCUGAAAUCACUACUUAUGUUGAGUGCUUGGGUCAGUUCACAUCCGAACAAUUUCCAGAGGAUAUUGCUGAGCUAAUUCGUAGCCAUUAUCCAUGGAAAGAAAAGCGCCUUAUAGAUGAUGUUUUGGCAACGUUUGUCCUUCAUCAUCCGGAACAUGGGCAUGCUGUUAUUCUUCCAAUUAUUUCUUGUAUUAUUGAUGGUACAAUGGCGUACUGCAAGAGCGGUUCUCCCUUCUCGUCUUUCAUAUCCUUAUUCUGCCCUGACGCAGAGCAUGAUUAUUCUGAACAGUGGGCUCUGGCAUGUGGUGAGAUCUUGAGAAUUUUGACUCAUUAUAAUCGCCCCAUAUAUAAGACGGAACAACAGAAUAUGGAAGGAGAAAGAAGUGGUGAGAACAAUGCGACAACUAGUGACUCAAGUAAUGUGCCACCAAGCCAGACACCUUUGAGUCAGGACAGAAAGCCCUUAAGGCCCCUAUCUCCAUGGAUUACUGACAUGUUGCUUGCGGCACCUCUAGGCAUCAGAAGCGACUACUUCCGCUGGUGCAGUGGGGUUAUGGGUAAAUAUGCAGCUGGAGAGCUAAAACCGCCUACAACUGCUACAUCUCGUGGAUCUGGAAAGCAUCCGCAACUUGUGCCUUCAACUCCAAGAUGGGCUGUGGCUAAUGGUGCUGGCGUUAUAUUAAGUGUAUGUGAUGAAGAAGUUGCUCGUUAUGAGACUGCCACUUUAACGGCAGCAGCUGUUCCUGCACUUCUACUUCCACCGCCAACAACAGCUUUGGACGAGCAUUUAGUUGCUGGGCUACCUGCCCUUGAGCCUUAUGCACGUUUAUUUCACAGGUAUUAUGCUAUUGCUACUCCAAGUGCUACUCAAAGACUUCUUCUUGGGCUGUUAGAAGCACCUCCUUCAUGGGCUCCUGAUGCACUUGAUGCAGCUGUUCAGCUUGUAGAACUCCUUCGGGCUGCUGAAGACUACGCAUCUGGAAUAAGACUUCCUAGGAACUGGAUGCAGUUGCAUUUCUUGCGUGCCAUAGGAACUGCAAUGUCCAUGCGAGUAGGUAUUGCUGCUGAUGCUGCAGCAGCUUUACUUUUCCGCGUGCUCUCCCAACCUGCAUUGCUUUUUCCUCCUUUGAGGCAAGUUGAGGGAGUUGAAAUUCAACACGAACCAUUGGGUGAUUAUAUAUCGUCGUAUCGGAGACAGAUAGAAGUUCCAGCAGCUGAAGCAACUAUUGAGGCAACUGCCCAAGGGAUAGCAUCCAUGCUUUGUUCCCAUGGCCUGGAAGUUGAAUGGAGAAUCUGUACCAUCUGGGAAGCUGCUUAUGGCUUGAUUCCAUUAAGUUCUUCUGCAGUUGAUCUUCCAGAAAUUGUCGUAGCAACGCCACUACAACCUCCCUUAUUAUCAUGGACUUUGUAUAUACCACUCCUUAAGGUCCUUGAAUAUCUUCCUCGUGGCAGUCCAUCCGAAGCAUGUCUGAUGAAGAUAUUUGUUGCUACCGUAGAAGCAAUUCUCCAAAGAGCAUUUCCAUCCGAGUCUCCUGCAGAGCGUACAAGGAAUCCCAAAUAUCUUUCUGGAAUUGGCUCUGCCUCUAAAAACCUUUCUUUAUCGGAGCUCCGGAUGAUGGUUCACUCCCUUUUCUUAGAAUCAUGUGCUUCUGAAGAACUUGCAUCACGCUUACUUUUCAUUGUGUUGACGGUUUGUGUUAGUCACGAAGCUCAAUCAAAUGGAAGAAAGAAAAGAAGAAGUAAUAGUAGUAACUUUCAGGAAGAAAGGAUCGAAGAAAGGAUCGAGUCAAAUCAUGACAUGUCCAGAGAAAGAAGAGGAACAAAAUGUAGGAUGAAUAAACAAGGACCUGUAGCAGCUUUUGAUUCUUAUGUUCUUGCUGCUGUUUGCGCUCUUUCUUGUGAACUGCAGCUGUUUCCAUUGAUGUCACGGGGAAGUAAGAAUUUGAAUUUUAAAGGUUUGCAAGAUAUUGCCAAGUUGGUCAAAAUAAAUGGAUCUUCUUUUGAACUUCAAAAUAGCAUUGACUCAGCAAUUCGUCACACUCACAGAAUCUUAACAAUUUUGGAGGCUCUCUUUUCUCUGAAGCCUUCAUCUGUUGGGACAUCCUGGAGUUACAGUUCAAAUGAAAUAGUUGCUGCAGCUAUGGUUGCUGCUCAUAUUUCAGAACUAUUUAGACGGUCAAGAGCUUGCAUGCAUGCCCUCUCUGUUUUGAUGCGAUGUAAGUGGGACGACGAAAUUUACACACGGGCUUCAUCACUAUACAACCUCAUUGAUAUUCAUAGCAAAGCUGUUGCAUCUAUUGUCAAUAGGGCCGAGCCGUUAGAAGUGCACUUAGUGUCUCCACCAAUUUCCAAAUACUCCCGUGUGUCUUCCUCGGGCAGAAAGGCAACUCAAAAUGAAGACCAUGUCUACUUUGAGACUGGACAGCAAUCCAUUCCCAAAUGUGAAGAGUCAUGCCAUGUUGGAGCAAAACUUGCAUUUGAAAGAGCAUCAGAUUCAAAUGUAGACCUGGAAAAUACAUUGGGCAAACGUAUAGCGAGUUUCCAGUUAGAUGCUUCUGAACUAGCAAAUUUUCUCACGAUCGAUAGGCAUAUAGGAUUGAAUGGCUGUGCACAAAUUCUUUUGAGAUCGGUGCUCGCAGAGAAGCAAGAGUUAUGUUUCUCUGUCGUUUCACUUCUAUGGCACAAGUUAAUUGUGACACCCGAAAUUCAACCUAGUGCAGAAGGCACAUCUGCCCAACAGGGAUGGAGACAGGUAGUCGAUGCACUAUGCAAUGUUGUAUCUGCAUCCCCAGCAAAAGCAGCCGCAGCUGUUGUGCUCCAGGCUGAUAGGGAAUUCCAGCCUUGGAUUGCUAAGGAUGAUAGUCAAGGGCAGAAGAUGAGGAAAAUCAACCAGCGGAUCAUCAAAUUAAUUGUUGAACUCAUGAGAAAUCAUGAUACACCGGAAUCUUUGGUAACUUUAGCAAGUGCAUCCGACCUUCUUUUACGUGCUACAGAUGGAAUGCUAGUUGACGGAGAAGCUUGCACUUUGCCCCAACUGGAGCUCCUAGAAGCAACUGCUCGAGCAAUUCGACCUGUGCUGGAGUGGGGAGAAUCUGGGUUGUCCAUCGCCGAUGGUCUUGCAAACCUUUUGAAGUGUCGUCUACCAGCCACGGUUUGGUGCCUUUCCCAUCCAAGUGCACACGUCCGUACUUUGAGUACAUCGGUUCUUCGCAAUAUUUUGCAAACCGGUUCAGAUGUUUGUAGAUCUUUACCAAAGAACAUGAAUGGUGUCCACAGUCCAUCUUUUCAGUACUUCAAUACGGAAGCCAUUAACUGGAAAGCUGACCUAGAAAAGUGCUUAUCAUGGGAAGCUCAUAGUCGACUCGUAACCGGAAUGUCCAUUGAUGUUCUUCAUGUUGCUGCCAAGGAAUUAGGCUGCUCUAUUUCUUUGUGAAAGUUACUAGCUAUUGGCAGCUCGGAUGACAGGCUGAGAGGCUUACAUAGAUAAAUAGUAAGUAUUGAUUGAUUAGAAAGAAACGGGUUUUUCGUAUUAGCUACUAAGCUUUCUCUUCUCACUCUGUUUGGUAAGUAAAACCUCAUAAUGUCAUAAUAGUUCCUUAUUCUGGCCAGAGGUUGUUACUUUUUCAUGUGAAGAGAUGAUCAUGUACAGUAACGCUAUGACAGGGCAACAAGUCUCACCUAUCUUGUUUUCUAGUUAUGUCGGUUUUGUACGUUAUAAACCCGUAUUGUUUCAGUGAUUGGUCUAGCACAUGUAAUUUGAAUCUUCUUACAUCAAAUGAAUUAGAGUAGCUUGAACUUGCCAGAGUUCCAUCUCUAUUAUAUUUCAUGUUUCUUCAGGUAAGUGCAUCUGUUCCCUCCAUUUGACUCCUAAUCGACCUCAACCUGGUCGGUUUUGCAGCUAUGGAAAAUAAGAUUUUUAAGGUCAUAUUUUGUUUUGUCAUUAUCAGUGUUGGUGUCGGUGUUCGUGUCAUUUGAUAGUUUGGUCAUAACAGUUAAUCUCCGGUUUAUGUUUUCUUGGAACUGUAAUCUAACCCCAACAUUCAGUGACCCUUUCUUUUCCGAGUCGAGGCGGUGCUUCUACCAUCAGCCAAAAGCAUGCAGUGUGAUCGAGAUUAUUGAUCGGGGAGGCUCGAAACACAACGAGGGCCACUAUGUAUGCAAACAGGUAUUACCAAUGUGCUGAAGGCUUAUGAGAUACGAAGAGAGUACUGGUGGUUGGAGUUCUGGCUUUGAUGACAAUCAAUUACAAUAUUGCAAGAACUUGUGGUGCAGAUUCCCCGGCGAGCAGCAGAGAUUGUGAAACAGAUUGAGAUUCCCCUGCUGGAGAUACGCCGACGAGCCAGAACAGAGCUGGCGCUGGGAAUCGAGAGUGUUGGCUGCUGGGAGGAGAUUGGAAAGCACAGUUCUAAAGUCGUGUCGAAUUGGGGGUUGCUUAAUUCAGCUUGCAUUUUCUUAUCCAUGGCGGUCAAAAAAGGGGUUUGAAAGGAGAGAAAAUUGAAGGGCUGGGCUUUAGAGCUGAAGGAGGAUGGGAUACAACUGGAAGAGAAAGGAAUAGAGAGGGGAAGACAAUAAAUAAAGAAAACUGAGUACAAUGGGUAUGUAUGUUAAAGUAAAUUUGUGAUUAAUGAUAUGGUUAACAGUUGGUUGGAUAA